Molecule: messenger RNA, 4422 nt
Organism: Rotaria sp. Silwood1
Lineage: Eukaryota; Metazoa; Rotifera; Eurotatoria; Philodinida; Philodinidae
Source: the annotation of a GenBank genome assembly
AUGACAACAAAUCAUUUGAAAUAUCUAUGGAAAAAAAAUUUUCAUUUACAUCAUAUGAAUGAUUGUGAUGAUUUGAAUUUUUAUUAUAAAAAAUUCUUAAAUAAAUUAAGUAAAUUAUGUUUAAAAAUAUUCCUUCCAUUAUUAUCAUUAAUUUAUCUUUUUACUCUUUUUCUUUGUCGUUUAUUCUUAUCAAAUCAAAUAUUUGAUAUUCGAACAAUAAGUUUAUUAUUAUUAAUCUUUUUAACUUUCAUUUUAUUAUUACUUAUACGUUUGCAUAAAAGAUGGAAAAAGCUUUGGAUUUUAACACGAUUUUUAAUAAUUUUUCUUUUAACAAUUCCAUUAAUAAUAUCUUAUCAAACAGAACAAUUUCAUAUAUUACUAGCAACCAUUUCUAUUAUAACUAUGUAUGCUUUAUUAACAUUUACUUUACUUCAAUCAGUAUUGAUUUCAAUAAGUAUUUCAAUUUUACAUAUUAGUCUUUUAUUAAAUCAUCAAACAAAUCAAAUUCAAUGGAAAAGUUCAGAAUUUUUUUCAAUAAUUUUUUAUCAUUUUACUAUUAAUAUAUUUGGUCUAUAUGCAUAUAUACAAUCAAUAAAACAUAUACGUCAACAUUUUUAUAUUUACAAAAAGAAUCUAUUAGAAAAAAAUAAAUAUAAUGUUGAUUGUAAAAAAUUACAAACUAUUAUUGGGUACUGUCAACAAUCACAAUCUAGUUCAAGUAUAAAUUUUCAAUCAAAAUCAGGUACAGUCAUCAAUUGUUCUCUAUCAAUAAAUGAACAAACUCGUACUCAUACAUGUGAUGAAUUAGCAUCAUUAAUCGAUGUUCUCUAUUGUCAAAUUGAACAAUUAAUAAUAAAAAUACAACCAACAGCAUAUUAUAUAUUUGAUAAUGAAACAAUAAUUAUAACAUUAUUUAAUGAAAAUAAUAAUGAACAAUUAAAUGUUGAUAAUAGUUGUCGUUUAGCUAUUGAAUUAUUUCGUUUUAUUCAACAUGUUAAUAAUAUCACACAAUGGAAUUUAAAAUUAAUUAUUGGUAUUGAUUAUAAUCAAAUAAAUAUAUAUUCAUCUAAAUAUAUUGAAAUUUUACCAUAUAAUUAUUCUCGAUGGUUACGUGAAGAAUGUCUUAUUAAUAAUCAUAUAUAUGUAUCAUCAAAAAUCUAUAAUAUUCUAAAAGACAAUCAAUAUUAUAAAUUAUCAUUAAUAACAAAUCAUUCAACAUAUUUACUUUCAAAUGAAACUAUGUAUGAAUUAUAUAAUAAUAAUAUUAUAUCAAUGAAUAUAUCAGAUAUGAUUGAUCAAUUAACACGUAUUCAAGUUGAUUAUCAUGUUAAAAAACAUACAAAUACAAAAACAUUAACACAUUCAUUACGAAAACAAAGUUUAUUUGAAUUAACAUCGAAAUAUAUACAUUGGUUUAGUUUAAAUUUUAAAGAAGAUUAUUUAACAAAAGAUUUUCAAAUAAUACAUCGUACAAAUCGUCCAAAUUGUUUUAUUUAUAUAUUUAUAUUAAUGAUUUUAAUUGGAUCAUUAUUACAAUCAUUUGUUAUUGAUUAUUUAAAUAUAUAUUAUUUAAUAUUAUAUCCAUUAGUUAUUAUUGGACUUGUUUUAUUUAUAAUUAUAUUUUAUUGUUCAAUACAUAUGAAUAAUUCAGAUAGCAAUAAAAAAUUUUAUAUUUAUUUAAAUAUUCUUAUUUGUAUAACAUUAACAAUAAUAGUUUUUGUUGCUAUACAAUAUCAUUCAAUAAAAAAUUUUCAAUAUUUAUUUAUGUCAAGUCAAUCGAUUAAUAAAACAAUAAUAACAACGAAAUUAAACAAUUUAUCUGCUAAUCAAAUUAAUUUAACAAGUCGUCAAUUAUUAUUUCAUCGUCAAUAUCAUGAAUAUCUUGUAUUAACACCGAUAUAUCCACUUUAUUUCUGUACUUUAUUUCGUCAAUGUUCAUGGUUAAUAAAAACAUUCUUCAUUAUUAUUUGUUCAAUUUUACAAUUAUAUAUGUUAGAAUAUAUUUGGUUAACAACAAAUACAUAUUUUUCAUCUAUAAAUAGUUUACAUCAUUAUACAACAUCGACAUUGAUUAUAUUUCAUAAUUCUCUUUUAAUUAUUUUAUCAUAUAUUCAUGAAUGGUUAGAAAAAAUUGAUUUUGUUUGGUUUAAACAAAUUGAUAAUGAACGUUUAAUAAUAAUUCGACAACGAAAUCAAUUUAUUAAACAAACAUCUUUUCUUUUACCAUUACGUGUUAUUAAUUAUUAUUUGAAUACAAAUUCAAAUUUAUCAUUAACACAACAUUAUCAUUAUAAAUAUGAUCAAAUGGGUUUAUUAUAUAUUCGUUUUAAUUUAUUAAAUAAUAAAGAUGAAUAUUCAUUAAUUAAUUUUAUUAAUAAUAUUGAAUAUUUAUUAAAAAAUAAUGAUAAAUAUAAUAAUAUAGUUAUGCAUAAAAAGUCAACAAUAAGAGAAAUUAUUUUUUCUAUGGAUGUAUCAAGUUCAUUAAAAUCCAUUCAAGAGUUAGUUGAAUUAUUAUUUCAAAUCGAUGAACAUAUAAAAUUACUUCAAAUAAAUUUUACUGCUUGUUUACAUAUCGGUUGUAUCAAUGAAAUCUUAAUACAUUUUGAAAAAUAUCCUAAAAUUGAUAUAUGGAGUGAACAUAUAUCAUUUAUUCAAUUACUUAUGUCGAAAAUACAACAAAACCAUUGUUUAGUAACAUCAUCAGUAUAUCAUUUAUUAAAUGAUUUAUAUUUAUUUCGAAUAGCUGGAUCGGUCAUAAAUACACCGAUGAAUAUUGAAAAUAAUACAAGUAUUUAUUUUUUACUAGGACGUCUUAUUGGAGAUAAUAUAUUUCAAGGUCGUAAUGCACUUCCAUUGACAAUUAAUCAACCAAAUAAUGAUACUAUUCCAAAGUCUUCUAGUCUAGAUGAUUCUCAAUGUUCUCAAUAUCAAUAUAAACAUAAUUCUCACAAUGAUAAAAAUCCUUCAACAACAACAACAACAUCAUCAUCAGGUAUUCUUAAUGAUCAACAAAGUCUUCUUAAACAAUCAUUACAAAAACAUAAGCGUACAUCAAAUACAAAUUCCAGUCAAUCAUCAUAUCGUCAUACACUUUUACAAGCAUUAGAUCCUACAGCAAAUACUUUACAUCAAAUAAGUCCAAUAAAAAAACUUUCAAAACUAAUUCAUUCAAAUGAAAAUAAUCGCUGGUCAUCAAAAGAAACAGUAACAAGUGCUAAUAAAUAUUUAAUGCUUACACAAAAAUUGCUCAAUAAAUCAACAGAUGAUAAUAAUAAUCGUUCGAAAUCAACUCCACCAUUAUUAAAUCGACCUUUUUCUUCUGAACAUAAACAUUCUACAGACAAUAAAUUUAACCAAUUAUUACAUGAACAGUCAUCAAAAGACAUAAUUAAUCUUUCACGUAGUCUAUCCACAACAAAUGAAGAAACAAAUUCAUCAUUUUCUGGUUGGGAUGAUCCAUCUUCUUCAUUAUUACCAAUAAAUAAUGAAAAACAAAAAGAAUCUAUUAAACAGACAUCUUCUCCACCUAUGAUUGAUUCUUAUUAUCCAUCAUAUCCAUGUGAUCUAUCGUUUACUGUUAAUAUGACAACAACACUAGCAGAUACUAAAUCAAAUCCUUCUACAGUAACUUCACAACAACGACAACAACAGCAGCAAGAGAUGACUAAAUUUCGAUCAAUGCGAUUUAAUUUAGCACGUAAAUUAAUUGCUGAAACAUCUGAAAGUGAAAUAUCAAUUCAACAUGAACCUUGGACACAAAAUAUUGUUUAUCAAUCAAAUGAUCAUCAACAAAAACGUCUUUCAUCAAGUUAUAAUAAUUUAUCAAAAUUUCAUUCAAAAGAAGCACAAUCACCAUCUAGAUAUCAUCGUGAUUUUUUACAAAAUUGGCUUGAAGAUCAAUUAAAUCAAUUUCGUGGUCAAACUAAACAAAUUCCAACAUUAUUAACAAGGAAAUCAAAUCGAUUUUCUAACAUUAAAAAUGAUUCAACAGAUGAUGAAUCAGAUACAAUUCAAGAUAAUACAUAUCCUAUUUUACAUACAAAAUCAACUAAACAUUCUCAUAAUCAUAUUCGAUAUAAAUCAGUUCGAAAAACUUCAAAUCUUAUACGACAUGAAUCACUUAAACAUAGAAAUAUACCACUUUCAUUUGAAAAUAAUUUUUUAAAACAACUUCCAAAACGACGAACAGAUUCAUCAUCAAUACCACAUUCUGAUUUAAGUGAUAUAUCAUCAUUACAAUUAGAUAAUAUAUCUCAAAGUAUUUUAUCAAAUAUUGAAUCUGAUUAUGAUAAUAUGUGUACAGAAGGUGUAAAUUCUAAUCCAACAACAACAACUAUUAUAAUGAAUUCACAAAUUAUAACUGAUGAUGAGAGUGAUGAUCAAACAACUUUAGCAACAACAAUAAAUCGACAUUACUUUUGA